Messenger RNA from Brugia pahangi, 3402 nucleotides. The record is from the annotation of a GenBank genome assembly. Lineage: Eukaryota; Metazoa; Nematoda; Chromadorea; Rhabditida; Onchocercidae.
AUGGAAAAAGAAAGUGCACCGGGAGAAUCAUUACAUUUGCUGCCAGUGCUAUCAUCAUCAUCUUCAUCAUCACCUAUGACAACAUCAACCAAACGCAUGAAUUUCAAAACGGAAUCGAUCGAACUUUCAAAAGUCUUUAAUACAAGCAACCCAGGCAUUGCGCAUUUGCCUAUCGAUCAAGCAUCACAACUAGCAGCAGCACCGGCAGUGCAAUUCUCAGAAACGUUAGCAUUGGAUGUACAUUCCGGAGAGAGCACGUCGCAGCUUUAUGCAUCAUACUUGGCAGCUUCAGCAACAUUACAACAAACAAAACUACAACAACAGUAUUUACCAGGAAAAGAGAAUCAACGAAAUACCGAAGGUGAACAACGUGUUGCUGCAAAAAGUAUGUUUGGUUCAUUGUCGCGUUUGGCUGGUGACGCACUCAAGGGAGCGAAACAAGCUACUGAGCAACUUGCGCAAGUUGCUCAGUAUGCUGCCUCUACUUCUGACUUAACAACGAUUACCAAGCCAAAACCUCCGCAAACGGUAAUGUCAUCACAUUCGAUAUCUCCAAAUGCAUCCUUUACUGAAAAUGAUUUAUUGUCUGGUUUGGGCGAUUUAUCAGAAGAAGAACGUCAAAAAAUCAUGGCGGUAAUGGCAAGCGCUGAAUUAGACACGGCAUCGACUAGUGUGUCUAGUUCAUCAGUUCCGGUCAAAAUAUCUGUUUCACGUACAUUGGAUUCAUUUUUCAAGAACGAGGAUCAAAGAGAUACCAAAGGUGGUUUUCCUGAGCAAUUAAUAGUGGAUUCUGUCUCAGUUAGUGAACUAGAAUCGAAGUCAUCUGCUACGACGAAGAUUUUCUCCGCAUCCUCAAACAUUAUGGGUGAAGUGGAUUUGUCAUGUUUGUCACCAGCUGAACGAAACCAAAUUAUUAGCGUAAUGAAAGCUGCUGAGUCCGAGGAAUCAAAUUUCAUCCCACCUGUAUUACCAUUGCUUCCAACAUCGGCGGCACCACUUUCAAUUCCUUCAAUCAAUGAUGAAUUUCACGAUAAUUUAGCGGAACUUUUGCCAGCCGAGAGAGACCAAAUUUUAGCCGUGAUGAAAGCCGCACAAGAAGAACAUUUCGAAGCUACUCACGCGAUUUCAUCUCAGCCUGUUUCCCAAAUUGAUACAUCAGGGGAAAAAGACGAAUGGCAAGAAGGUAAAAAUUCUGUUGGUGAUCGAGAGAUGGAGAAGCAUGAAGUCUUAACGAAAUUUGUGGAAUCCUCUACUUCAUCCUCCACCGGUGUCACACUACCUCAAAUCGAUAGUGAUUACACGAUAACUGAAGAUAGCAGCUGUGAUGUGGGUUUCAGGUAUCCAAGCAUUGUAUCGAGCAUUAUUACUGGGACUGAUAUCCUGGAAACAGAUACCCCAUCAGUACUUGAAAGUAGUGAUUAUGAUAGCGCUGAUUUUGAUUACACUUACGGAGAUGACCGAAGGUUUAUAUUUGAUGGUGCCAGUCAAAUGGAAGAUUAUCCGAAAGAAAAUCAUGAUGCAGACAGUGGUAUUGGAACUCUCGAUUGGUCCGAUCAGGGACAUUACGAAUGGACUGAACGGAAACCUCGAAUGUGGACAACAGUUUUUACCGAGGAAGAAGAGAAAAAUGACGUAAACAUGCAGAAACAUGGAAGAAGAGCAAAAGAUUAUAUGGAAACAGAUAUGAAAGCAACUGAUUUAUCUGAUUCAUCAUCACUGACUCAUCACCACAUUAACGUGAUUGCUGAUGAUUGUAAGGACACUGUUAAAGAAUCAAGUGAUACUACUGAAAAAAAUGCACUUAAAGUAAAUACAGUUCAGAAUAGUGAUGGAUGGCUUUUUACUAGUAAUGACAAUCUUUCUAAAAAGGCUUUAGAAUCGCAAACCUCUACUGCUCAAUAUGAGAUACUGCAAGCUGCGCACAUAAUGCGAAUUCCACCAGCAAUAACAGUAACUGAUCACGAUGACGGGAUCCGAAUAGCUGCUGAUGACGAUUCUGAUGCUGAAACAAGUCCAUCUUCUGAUGAAGAUGACUAUCCUGAUCAGGUAAUCGAAGUGCCCUCUGCACCGCUGAUAUCGUAUGACGAAGUGGAAAAAGAACAAGAACAACAAGAGGCAUUUGGUAAAGCUGUUUUGCAACAAAUACAGGCUUUUGGAGAAGUAGCAAAUGAUGAAUUUGAUGUUCAGUGGGUGCAUGAUAAUUUAAUUAGAAGUGAGGCGAUAAGUAAUAUCUUUGCACACGAUGAAAGUACGACACCAGCGAUUGCUUACGACGAGGUCCUAUUAUCAAUGGAAACUGAGCACACUAAUAAAGCAGCAAGUUUGAAUAAAACCACCUCUGAGAGGAAAAAUCCAUUCCUGGAUAUUGUUGACACUGAUAGUGCAUUAAAAAUCGUGGAAGAAAAUUCAUUGGAGGCUGAUGUUGAUUACACAGCUGCAGCUAGCUACUACAGCAGUCCAUCAUUUUUAAGUCAUAGACCUGGUUCCGUUUACACAAUUCCAGAGGAUAAAGAACAAGAUGAUGGAUUGGUCAAUACUGAUUCCAAGUUCUACGCAAAAGAAGUGGUUCGCAGAAUUCGCGCAGAACCAUCAAGUUUAAAAGCAGUUUCCAAGUCCACUGCGUUUAGUGAAACAGCAAAUGUGUUGAAUGUGAUUCCAACUUUGAGUCCUGCUCAGAAAGGCCGAGAUGUGACAACUACCGUUUACAGUGGUGACUACUAUAGUCAGUUACAAAAACGCCAGGAUGAGAUUUCAAAACAAACAUUGCUUCAUGAUACAGAAGCGAAUGUAUUAUCUCCUGCGGUUGAUGUGAACAGCUCUGAAACUUCAAGACAGUUGGAAAAUAUCACUACGUCUUGCUCAGUUUCACAGAAAGAGCCUACUUCAUCUUUGCUCUCCAAUGGUGUCUCAUUAUGCAGCAGUACUACGGUUUUUAACAUCUCACCACGUAUUAUAUCAACCAGUUUCGAUGGCAUCCAGAACGGACGGAUCGAUGAAAUGGAAAUCUCCACAAAUUUACCUAUCAGUAAAAGUGGUUCUGGAACUGAAGUAUUGAAAAUGAGUUCGGGAAUAACCCAUUUUUCGAAAAGUGAUGCAUUAUCAGAUUUAGUUUGUAGUGCCUCAAGUUUUCAAUGCAUGAUGAGGCCAUUCAAUUCAUCUUCCAAAGAAGAAUCUGCUUUGUUAUCAGAAACACUAGGAAUUGGAUUGGAUUCGAACGUUCCAACUGUAUCAUCCAAAUUUGAUACCGACUCGACAGCCACAAGACUAAAACGAUCACCAGCUAUGAUGUUAAUGGGUAGUCAACAGCUACACGCUGCUAACAUGUCUACAACUUCCGAAUUAUUGGCCACAACUUAUGUCCCAGCAUUGUUUUCACAGACUAUUCCAAAAGAGGUCAUUUAA